Messenger RNA from Vanrija pseudolonga, 622 nucleotides. RefSeq lists its product as uncharacterized. Gene Ontology annotation, molecular function: structural constituent of ribosome. NCBI's taxonomy places the organism in Eukaryota, Fungi, Basidiomycota, Tremellomycetes, Trichosporonales, Trichosporonaceae. The record is from RefSeq and is a predicted model, not a curated record. Bases 39 to 560 code for a protein of 173 amino acids. The transcript has 2 exons.
CGACAACAACGACGACCACUUGCUCCUACUACACCACGAUGUCGGCCCGAGUACCCUUUGGCACGAACGCGCGCAGGCAGAUCCUGGACCGCGUGUCCAAUCCGGCAAUCAUCGCCAUCCCCGCCCCGCUGACGGGUAACAACGUGCCGUUCUCGCUCAAGAAGACGCGGCGCAACUGGAAGCCCAACACCAAGCGUGCCAGCUUCCCCGUCACCCUCCUCGGCGACGCGCAGGAGCGCACGUGGCGCGCGUACGACGAGGCGCUCGAGACUGGACGGACAAAGGUCAAGCUCCCGCAGCUCCAGGGCGUCCGGAUCAACGCGAGGGAUAUUAGGAGUGUGCAGAAGGCUGGUGGUGUCGAGGGCAUGCUGCUCUCGCGCCCAAGCAAGCACUUCACCUCCUUCGGCCGCCAGCUCCGCAACGACCUCUUCAACCAGCUGCACGGCCUGCGCUACGAGAUGCUCCGGGCCAAGCAGCUGGAGCUGGAGCAGCUCGAGGCUCCCAAGGCGGCCGAGACCGAGCCCGGGCUGCCUCUGAUCGAGGGCGGCGAGCGGCCAUGAGCGCGCGCGGGAGAGAAGUAGACGGCAUAUAGCAGCAUGGCAUGUACAACUCACAUUGCGGU